This is a messenger RNA of Mercenaria mercenaria, 1716 nucleotides long. RefSeq lists its product as uncharacterized. The record is from RefSeq and is a predicted model, not a curated record. The transcript has a single exon. NCBI's taxonomy places the organism in Eukaryota, Metazoa, Mollusca, Bivalvia, Venerida, Veneridae. The coding region runs from base 1 to 1716 and encodes 571 amino acids. Gene Ontology annotation, cellular component: chromatin; nucleoplasm. Gene Ontology annotation, biological process: positive regulation of DNA-templated transcription. Gene Ontology annotation, molecular function: ubiquitin-protein transferase activity.
AUGGAGGUGUCUGGACGGAGUGAAACGCCAAGGAAAAAUAUAUAUCAUGAAAAUAUUCAAUGCCAGCCGUGUCAGGGAGAAGGUGACGAAGUGUCAGCGGAAGGAUACUGUGAAAAUUGUAAUGAGUAUUUCUGUUCAUCAUGUUUGAGGGUCCAUCGCAAACUGGCGGUGACAAAGAACCACGUGCUUAAAUGUAAAGAUCAAAUGCCGAAAACCAAGGUUAAAAUAAAUCCUUCCGUAGAGCCAUGCAGUAUCCACAAAUCUGAGAUAAUAAGGUACUAUUGUUAUCUGCAUGAUUCGGUUGGUUGUGGUGAUUGUAUGAUCACAGAUCAUAAGUCAUGUAAAGUUGGGCUUGUUUCAGAUGUAGCCGCUGACUUUAGUAACAGUAGAGAAAUUACAAUGAUCAAACGAAAGAUGGGGGAAAUCGAGAGAAGAAUCAGUUAUGUCAAGGAAGAAAUGAAAGGCAAUUUUAAAUUCAUAGCAAAAAUGAAGGCAAAGGUAGUACAAGAGAUAAAACUGUACAGGAUCGAACUAAACUCUUAUCUUGACCAAGCUGAAGCAGAACUUUUAAACGAGGUUGAACAACUGAACACGAAAGACGUCGCUAUGCAAAAUAACUACAUGAAAGAGUGUGAUUCAAUUGAAGCUGAAAUAAAACAUUUUCAGGAGAAGAUAAAGCAAUAUGAAACUAAGAUCAAUCCGUUGUUCGUAACAGUCAAACUUGCGCAGAAAAAAAUGGAGACAUGCCAAGAAUCAGUAAUUAGUUUUUCAUCUGCCGCAACAAUGAACAGUUCUACGUUUGAGCCAUCAAAAGAUAUACAAGCUCUAAAGGCAUCGCAUUCUCUCAUCGGAAAACUUGCCGUAGUAACCAAGCCAUGUUUUACCGAACAGAAACGACGUAUUAUGGAUAUGGAAGCACAGUAUGUGGGAGAGCUGAACGUUCAAGGUGAACAGGAGGCCGGGUGCACUAUAUCAGGAAUGGCUAUGCUUUCUUGUGAAGAAAUCUUGCUUGCUGAUGGCAAAAGCAAGUGUUUGAAAAUUUUCAAUCUUUUAGAAAAUAAGAUAACUUCAACAUAUAUUACUUCUCCACCCGAAAGGCCAUGGGACGUGACUGUAAUCAAUGCGCACAAAAAUGCAGCAACUUUACCUGAUGUAGGAAAGAUUCUUCUCAUAAAUACCAAAAAUGGACUGUCCGGAGCUCACUGCCUAAAAGUGCGGACAAAUUGCAGAGGAAUUUGCAGCAUUAAAGGUACUCUUGUCGUGUCUUUUGACUCACCGGCUUCUAUCCAAAUACUGGAUAUGAAAGGAUACAUUUUAUGUUCAGUCAAGGAUACGCGUAUGUUAAGUUUUCCAGGACAUUUAGUUUGGAGUAAAUAUAGCGAGAGCAUUUAUGUGUCAGAGUUUACAAAGAAGACUGUCUGUGAGCUUACAGCAGAAGGACAAUUAAAGGCUACAUAUAAAUCGGAUAAUUUGAAAGGGCCGAGAGGUCUUACAGUAACCAGUGAUGGAACUGUUGUUGUUUGCAGUGAAAAUGAUAGUGAUAAAGUCAGCAUUAUGGUACAAAAUGAUACAGAGAUGCUGCCACUGUAUGUGAGCAACGUUCAGAGGCCAAUGUCUCUCCUUUUUUGCGAAGACAGCAACAAAAUGUAUAUUAGUGAGCACAGUACCCCGUAUAUCAAAACAUUUGAUUUGAAACCGCGGAAUGUACACUUAUGA